Molecule: messenger RNA, 1197 nt
Organism: Exophiala bonariae
Lineage: Eukaryota; Fungi; Ascomycota; Eurotiomycetes; Chaetothyriales; Herpotrichiellaceae
Exons: 2
Coding region: 1-1197 (398 amino acids)
Molecular function (GO): oxidoreductase activity, acting on the CH-OH group of donors, NAD or NADP as acceptor
Source: RefSeq, a predicted model, not a curated record
AUGGCGAGCAUACCUGCCUAUUCUGACUGUAUCUUGAUCACCGCGCACUGGAUAGCAGACCAAAAAGAAGUCACAGUUGUCGAACCGCUCUUGGAAGCCACGGACGAAGAAAAGAUGCCUCACGCAGAGCUUGCCCCUAUAAAACCACCAUCACUUGUGGUUGUCACAGGCGCCAACGGCUUCAUCGCGUCCCAUGUGAUCCAGCGACUUCUCCUUCUCGAAUUUCGCGUAGUCGGCACCGUUCGCUCGCAGAGCAAAGCAGAUGCAGUGAGGAACACACACGCCCAAUUGACUCCAGCGUGCGUGGAUCUCUUGACCACCGCGAUCAUCGAAGACAUCACGGACCCCGAAGCAUACCACUCACUUUUCGACUCAUACCAGCCUGUUGCGGUGUUCCACCUGGCGAGCCCUUUUGGAUACUCGGUUGACAACUAUGAGCGAGACAUGAUGCAGCCCGCAGUUAGAGGAACUGAGGCCGUGUUUAAAGCCGCAGCGAGGAGCCGCUCAGUGCAGAGAAUUAUCCAUACAAACAGCUUUGCAUGCAUCUACGAUGCCAGCCUCGGACCGCGGCCAGGAUACACGUACACCUCGAAGGAUUGGUGUCCGCUGACAUACAACGAUGGUGUAACGGCACCAAAUCCGGCGGUGGCAUAUCGUGCAAGCAAGGCUGUCGCAGAGAAGACGGCGUGGGAGUUCAUGGAAGCUUCUGACUUCCCAGGCGGCUUUGAUCUUGUCAGUCUGUGUCCAGCCAUGGUCUUUGGACCGUUCCUCGAUACUCCCUUCUCGCUACCUCAAUCUCCCAAGGGCCUCAAUACCAGUAACCAGCUGGUCUGGGAUGUGGUUUCUGCAGGCGAGGACGCUGCUAUGCCGCCCACGAAGGGACCGGUGUGGGUCGAUGUUCGCGAUGUGGCUGAAGCACACGUUAAGGCUCUCUCCGAUCCAUCACUCGGUGGAAAGCGUAUGUUGCUUGCACAAGGAAUCUACUGUAGUCAGGAAAUUGCCGAUGUCUCAAGCGAGGUGGCGAGGAAACACAGUCAUCGAAUCGCCCUCGGAAGUCCUGGAAAACGCGAAGCACAUACUCAUUUUGGUGUUGACUCAAGUGUGGAGGCGUCUGAUCUGGGCAUCAAAUGGAGAGGUCUUGCUGAAACGCUGAGUGAUUUAUUACCGCAACUGUACCGGAUUGAGCAGACAGAUUAG